AUGGCUGUUGCCUUGCCCGCUGCCACGCCUAAAUGGCGCUCAGUGCGACCCGGCAAAAUUUCUUGGACCGAAGCGGAAGUCGAAAGCUUGGCGCAGGCAAUUCGAGACCACCUGCCACUGAAUGUGGCGUCGGUCUUGGAGUCUGACAACUACAAGGGUGGAGACUUGAUUAUGCUGGGUUCUGCCAUCGCACGCCCGAGUGCACAGGAACUGGCAAACAACUAUGUUUGGCUAAAGCCAAUCAUACAGGCCUCGCCAACCAAGGUGCCCAGCGCCUACUUUGUGACGGACGCCUUCUUGACGCUUGACAAAAAGCUCGGCUACAAGCUUUUCAGACCCGGACCCGGGGAGGACCGGGCCUACCUCGCUGGACGCGAGGGUGUUCGCGCAAAGAAGUGUGUGGGGGCACUCCGGUACCUCUGGAGGAACUCCACCAAAGCGCAUGAUCAGAGGGUCCAGGACAUGAAGUCAUGCUUAAGCCCAAGCCCUGCUCGUGCUGCUGAGCCAGAAGUCGAUGCGGAAGAGGCUGGCGCUUUUUUGUCUGAUGCCGCUGCAGAUGACGCGCCUGUGGCUGAUGGAGAUGAAUCAGCGGAUUCCGAUGAAGCUGCUGCCCCUAUGGCUGAUGCCCCGAUGUCUGAAGCUGAACCAGGUUCAAGUGAUUCUGAUGUCGAAGUCGAAAAGCAGCAAAAGGUGAUUGAAGCUGAGCAGGGCUCUACAAGUGGAUCUGAUUCUGGCGAGACGCCCAAGACUGUUGAGCAGUCUUCGUCGGAAUCUGAAACCUUGAGGCUUCCUGGCAGGGUAGACGAGGAAAUCUCAGAUGUUUCAUCUGAAAGUUCAGACCUUCACAGGGAUUCUCAAGUGUCGUCUGGGUGGAUGGGCAAAGGGAUCAACUUUGCCUUUCACGAACAUGAGAAGGAGAAGUCUCGUGAGAAGCAUGUGGAGAGCAUGCUGAAGGAGUUGAAGGCUGACAUGGCUAUCCACAGAGGGUUUGAUGAGCUCAAGAACCGCGCUGUCGCCAGGCUGAUGGCGGAUGAGAAUGUUUUUGAGUUUUACGUGGAGUAUUGCCGCAGCUCCCUCCAGCGAUUUGGUGAUGUGGUCUAUGGACAACUCGCUGAUCGUGGGCACUACUUGGAGUGGAUCUUGGAAAAGAAACGAAUGUUGAUGAACAAGAGGAAGGAGAAGGGUGGCUCUGAGUCUGAAGAUGAUCAGCUUGCCUGCCAAGGUGACAAGGAUCCAAAGCCCUUGAAGCGAGCUCUGAGUUUCAUGGAUCUAGAUGGCUGUCCUCCAGAUGCUUCUUGGGAGCGGGCGAAAUGCUGCAAGAAACCCAAGCUGGCUGAUGCCGCUGUUGCAGCUGUGAGUGGCGAUAUGCGAGUUGUUCCACCAACUGUAGUGAAGCCGGCCAAGAAGAAGACUCCUUGUGAUGGGCCCAGGCUCGACGUCUUCCAGGGGGAGCGCUUGGAUGAUAUUCCACUUGAAGCGCGGCCGCUUCAAGGUGUUGAGUACAAGGGGAAAAAGGGCUACACGGUGCAUGGUGCGAACGGAGCUGCGAUUGAGGUCUUGAUCUUCACAAAAGCGUACGUCGUGAAGAAAGUAGGUGGACGUUCCUCAUCUGCCACUGCCAACCAUAAAACUGGUCAAGUGACAUGGACUAAAUUUGGUGGUGCAGGGCCUGCAUGGGCUGAAGCAAAAGCCCGUGCAAACUUUUGA
Durusdinium trenchii is the source of this 1707-nucleotide messenger RNA. The record is from the annotation of a GenBank genome assembly. NCBI's taxonomy places the organism in Eukaryota, Dinophyceae, Suessiales, Symbiodiniaceae.